Molecule: messenger RNA, 3367 nt
Organism: Leptonychotes weddellii (Weddell seal)
Lineage: Eukaryota; Metazoa; Chordata; Mammalia; Carnivora; Phocidae
Source: RefSeq, a predicted model, not a curated record
GGAGCUGCUGACACAAACAGUCAUUAGCAGACGACCCUUUUGUAACCAACUAUGCUUUAAAAUGUAAACUGUGGGGGCAUUUUGCUUGCAUUGUCCAGAAGGAACUUUCUCCUGCCUGAGCCUGGAUUAAUCAUGAGAGAGCUCGUCAACAUUCCACUGGUACAUAUUCUUACUUUGGUUGCCUUCAGCGGGACUGAGAAACUUCCAAAAGCUCCUGUCAUCACUACUCCUCUGGAAACAGUGGAUGCCUUAGUUGAAGAAGUGGCUACUUUCAUGUGUGCGGUGGAAUCCUAUCCCCAGCCUGAAAUUUCUUGGACCAGAAAUAAAAUUCUCAUUAAGCUCUUUGACACCCGGUACAGCAUUCGAGAGAACGGGCAGCUCCUCACCAUCCUGAGCGUAGAAGACAGUGAUGAUGGCAUCUACUGUUGCACAGCCAACAAUGGCGUGGGGGGCGCCGUGGAGAGCUGUGGGGCUCUGCAAGUGAAGAUGAAGCCAAAAAUAACUCGUCCUCCCAUAAAUGUAAAAAUAAUAGAAGGAUUAAAGGCAGUUCUACCAUGUACUACAAUGGGCAAUCCCAAACCAUCAGUGUCGUGGAUUAAGGGGGACGGUGCACUCAGGGAAAAUUCCCGCAUUGCAGUUCUUGAAUCUGGGAGUUUAAGAAUUCACAAUGUGCAAAAGGAAGAUGCAGGACAUUAUCGAUGUGUGGCAAAAAACAGCCUCGGGACGGCAUAUUCCAAAUUGGUGAAGCUGGAAGUUGAGGAAGAAAGUGAACCUGAACAAGAUACUAAAGUUUUUGCCAGAAUCCUGCGGGCUCCUGAAUCCCACAAUGUCACAUUUGGCUCCUUUGUGACUCUGCGCUGUACAGCAACAGGCAUCCCUGUCCCCACCAUCACCUGGAUUGAAAACGGAAAUGCUGUUUCUUCUGGGUCCAUUCAAGAAAGUGUGAAAGACCGAGUGAUUGACUCAAGAUUGCAGCUGUUUAUCACUAAGCCAGGACUCUUCACAUGCAUAGCUACUAAUAAGCAUGGAGAUAAAUUCAGCACUGCAAAGGCUGCAGCCACCAUCAGCAUAGCAGUACCUUUGCCUUGGUGGCUAAUGGAGGGGAAUUUCCUCUGGAGUAGCUGGAGUAAACUACAGAAAGAUAACAAAGGCUACUGCGCCCAGUACAGAGGGGAGGUGUGUAAUGCUGUCCUGGCCAAAGACGCUCUUGUUUUCUUCAACAACUCCCAUGCAGACCCUGAGGAGGCCCAAGAACUACUGGUUCAUACUGCCUGGAAUGAACUGAAAGCAGUGAGCCCAUUUUGCCGGCCAGCUGCUGAGGCUUUGCUGUGUAACUACAUCUUCCAAGGCUGCAACCCUGGGCUAGUGCCUAUUCCUACACCCAUUUGCAGAGAAUAUUGCCUGGCAGUAAAGGAGCUCUUCUGUGCAAAAGAGUGGCUGGCAAUGGAAGAAAAGACUCACAGAGGACUCUACAUAUCUGGGAUGCACCUGCUCUCUGUGCCAGAUUGCAACAAGCUCCCCAGCAUGCACUGGGAUCCCAUGGCCUGCACCAGACUGCCAUAUUUAGAUUAUAAAAAGGAAAACUUAACAACAUUCCCACCCAUGACAUCCUCAAAGCCAAGCGUGGACAUUCCAGACUUGCCUUCCUCUUCCUCUUCCUCCUUCUCUGUCUCACCUACAUACUCCAUGACUGUAAUAAUCUCCAUCAUGUCCAGCUUUGCCAUAUUUGUGCUUCUUACGGUAACUACUCUUUAUUGCUGCCGAAGACGAAAACAAUGGAAAAAUAAGAAAAGAGAAUCUGCGGCAGUAACCCUCACUACUCUUCCUUCUGAGCUCUUGCUAGACAGACUUCAUCCCAACCCCAUGUACCAGAGGAUGCCACUCCUUCUCAAUCCCAAAUUGCUCAGCCUGGAGUACCCAAGGAAUAACAUUGAAUAUGUGAGAGAUAUUGGAGAGGGAGCAUUUGGAAGGGUCUUUCAAGCAAGGGCUCCAGGCUUACUUCCAUAUGAACCUUUCACAAUGGUGGCAGUGAAGAUGCUCAAAGAAGAAGCCUCAGCAGAUAUGCAAGCAGACUUUCAGAGGGAGGCAGCCCUCAUGGCAGAGUUUGAUAACCCUAACAUUGUGAAACUCUUAGGCGUGUGUGCAGUCGGGAAACCCAUGUGCCUGCUCUUCGAAUACAUGGCCUAUGGCGACCUCAACGAGUUCCUCCGCAGCUUGGCCCCGCACAGCGGGUGCAGCCUCAGUUACGGCGACCUGUCCGGGAGGGCCCAGGCGUCCAGCCCUGCCCCGCCGCCCCUCUCCUGUGCCGAGCAGCUCUGCAUCGCCAGGCAGGUGGCCGCCGGCAUGGCUUACCUCUCCGAACGCAAGUUUGUGCACCGGGAUCUGGCCACCCGGAACUGCCUGGUGGGCGAGAACAUGGUGGUGAAAAUCGCCGACUUCGGCCUCUCCAGGAACAUCUACUCGGCGGACUACUACAAAGCCAACGAAAACGACGCCAUCCCCAUCCGCUGGAUGCCCCCCGAGUCCAUUUUCUACAACCGCUACACCACCGAGUCGGACGUGUGGGCCUACGGCGUGGUGCUGUGGGAGAUCUUCUCAUACGGCCUGCAGCCCUACUACGGCAUGGCCCACGAGGAGGUCAUCUACUACGUGCGCGACGGCCACAUCCUCGCCUGCCCCGAGGACUGCCCCCUGGAGUUGUACAACCUGAUGCGCCUCUGCUGGAGCAAGCUGCCCGCCGACAGGCCCAGCUUCGCCAGCAUUCACCGCAUCCUGCAACGGAUGUGCGAGAGGGCGGAGGGGACGCUGAGCGUCUGAGGGCGCAGGGAUGCCCAGGGAAAUGCCGCGGUCCCCUCUCUGCCUCUCAGAGGCCCCAGCCCCGGGCCCCAGACCGGGAGGAGGGCUGGCGGACGCCAGGAGCAUGCGCGGUCUGUGUCUCGGCCAGAACCGAGCCUGCGCAGAACUCACGCGGGAGCCCCACCCAUCCGAAGUCCACCAUUGCAAAGGCAGCCUAAGCUUCGUGUAUGGAAGAUGGCAGCCUCUUCGGUCCCUGAAUUAGCUGGCGGCAGAGUCAGACUGUGCUGCAUUAAAUUUUAAUACGAAAUGUGAUACAGAGCUUCAUUUUUAAUAGAGUUAAUUCCCGUCCAUUAUGAAAGUAUCUUCCUGGGAGACAUUCAGGUCAAGUACAGAACGCUAAGAAGGAAAAACUAUUCAUUGUCUCCCCACCUAAAGAUGGGUGCUGGUGUUUGUUUGUUUUUCUUAUUGAAUUUAUUUCUCGCAUUUAUGCCUAAUUUUAUAUUUGUAAUCUACAGAGUUGUGGUUAUACUUUAUUGAGAGAGGGCUUCUAAGGAAUAAAGUGACAAAUUAG